This is a messenger RNA of Chenopodium quinoa (quinoa), 3380 nucleotides long. RefSeq names its product subtilisin-like protease SBT2.5. The transcript has 9 exons. Gene Ontology annotation, biological process: proteolysis. Gene Ontology annotation, molecular function: serine-type endopeptidase activity. The record is from RefSeq and is a predicted model, not a curated record. Lineage: Eukaryota; Viridiplantae; Streptophyta; Magnoliopsida; Caryophyllales; Amaranthaceae. The coding region runs from base 579 to 3077 and encodes 832 amino acids.
GCUUUAUUUAUGCAUUCUUGAUGAUAUCAUUGGCGCUUUUCUUAUUUUUGUAAGGAGGGCACCUGAGUUCCUUAAAUCAGCUAUUUAUUUCACUUUUGUGUACCACAAUAUGACAAAUUUUAGGCAGGAGGAUAGUGGAUUAGUGGUUAAGAAAUGAGGAAGGUAUGGGUGCGAUUAUUUAAUAUAUUACAGUUGCUCUUCAACAGCUCUUUGAGAUGGGCUGCAUAGCAUCCCUUAAUUUGUUUGCCUCUCUUUUUCUAAGAUCUUGCUCUUGGAUGUCUAGGAGAGUGCAGUAAGAAGAAGAGAGGAGGUGGGUGAGUAAUGAGGAAUGCAUGGAUGGUGCUAAUAAAUUUAACUACUUGCAUCAGAAAUAGAUGAUUUAGUUGCAUGCAAGCAUGUGAAUCUUCCCUGCUUACCUAAUUAAUGAGGCUGAUCAAGAAGGCAUUUUCUCCACCUGAUCCAACUGUAAAAUACUGGUGCAGUGAUUGGCCUUUAGUGGAUUUCACCCUAUUAAUACGUUUGGUUGAAUGCUCUCUCUUUGAACUUUGACAAAAAGUACCAUCUUUUUAACAUACAUUAUGCGCUGCUAUUUGCCAUUACUUGUAGAUAUGGAAAUGCGGCUAAGUCUAGCUGUAUUCUUUCUAAUUAGUUGUAGUCACAUGUUGAAUCACUUCAUUGUGCAUGCUGAAGUCUUCAUGGUUCUCAUGGAGGGUGAUUCCUUUGUCUCAAGGACUAGUUACCAGGGCAGCUCCAGAACUUGUGCACUUUGCAGGAAUUACGAUGACAUUAAAGUACACAAAGAAAUGAUAGAUAAACAGCAUGAUGUUUUAUUGGAGACCCUGCUGGAUUCCGGUUCAUACACCAAGCUCUACAGCUACAGUCAUUUGCUCAAUGGAUUUGCCAUCCAUGUCACAUCCAAAAAGGCUGUUGAAUCUCUUCGUAAUGCAACAGGAGUAAGGGCUAUUCAUGAAGAUAUGAAGAUGGAGAAGCUUACCACUCAUACACCUGAUUAUCUAGGAAUUCCUACUGGUGUUUGGCCAUCUUUAGGUGGUGCGAGGAGUUCUGGUGAAGGCAUGGUGAUAGGCUUGAUUGACACUGGAAUUAAUCCUAACCACCCAAGUUUUUCCAAUCUACCAUCGUUGAGAACUAAGGGUUCUAUGGAUGAUUAUAGUACCAGGUUUAAAGGGAAAUGUUCCUCUGGUGAGAGGUUUCCCUUUACUGCUUGCAACGGCAAGAUAGUUGGGGCGCAGUAUUUUGCGCGUGCUGCCAUUGCCGCUGGUGACUUUAAUGCUACACGUGAUUAUGCCUCCCCUUAUGAUGCUGAUGGUCAUGGAAGCCAUACAGCAUCAACAGCUGCUGGUAACUAUGAAACACCGGUAAUUGUCAAUGGCUUCAACUAUGGGAAUGCGAGUGGCAUGGCUCCAGGAGCUAGCAUUGCUGUCUACAAGGCUCUUUAUACAUUUGGAGGCUAUAUGUCAGAUGUUGUAGCAGCUGUUGAUCAGGCUGUGGAAGAUGGAGUCGACGUACUAAGCCUCUCCGUUGGACCUUCUAGUGUUCCACCUGGGCCUUCUGCCUUCCUUAAUGUUCUAGAAAUGGAACUAUUGUUUGCUACAAAAGCUGGUGUUGUUGUAAUUCAAGCUGCUGGUAAUGGUGGUCCUUCUUCUAGUUCAAUUCUAUCUUUUAGCCCAUGGAUUACGACUGUCGCUGCCUCCAUCAUUGAUCGCAAAUACAACUCCUCCAUCGUGUUGGGCAACGGACACAGCUUAUCUGGAAUGGGCCUUGCACCUCCUACACCAGGAGAAGCUCUUUUUCCCAUUGCUUCUGCAGCUGAUGUCAGUCGCCACAACGCUAGCAUUGGUCUCCUUGAAAGCUGCCAAACUCCCGAUGUUUUUAUCCCAUCUCUGGUUCGCGGGAAACUUGUUAUUUGCACAUAUACUUUUGAUUUUGAAUUUGACUCUGCAAGUAUAAUUAGAGUUGCUGAAACAAUCCGUACUGCCGGGGCUGCUGGAUUUGUAAUGACAAUGGACCCUGAUGUUGGUUCUGAGGAAAUCAAGGGAACCACAGUUACUCUAGGAGUGCCUGGAAUUGUCCUAAACAACUUACAAGCUUCUACGGCCCUUUGGCAGUACUACAACUCAAGGACAUAUAGAGGUAGAACAGGCAGAGUGCUUGCUUUCGGUGCAACAGCCAGAAUUUUGGAUGGCAGACAGGCAAUAUACACUGGGCAAGCACCAAUUGUCGCUUCCUACUCAUCAAGAGGACCUGAUGUGAACAACGCACUUCUACAAACAGCCGAUGUUCUGAAACCAACUAUAAUGGCUCCAGGUUCUUCUAUCUGGGCUGCCUGGAGUCCAGACAGUGAGGGAGAUCAUUAUGCAAAAGGGCAAAAUUUUGCACUUGUAUCAGGUACAAGCAUGGCCACUCCUCAUGUAGCUGGUAUUGCUGCAUUAAUCAAGCACAGACACCCUAACUGGAAGCCAUCUGCUAUAAUCUCAGCAAUGAUGACAACAACAGAUAUAUCAGAUAAAGCUGGCAAUCCCAUCAUGGCACAAAAGACCAACCAGAUAGCACCAGGCACUCCUUUCGAUUAUGGAGCUGGAUCCAUCAACCCUACUCGUGCUGUUGACCCUGGGAUUGUAUUCAUUGCCAAAUUUAAGAAUUACGUACAGUUUCUUUGUGCUGUGCCCGGGGUUGAUGAUGAGUCUGUGAGGCGGGCAGUUGGUGUUGGGUGCCCACCUAAGAAAGGAGGUUGGUGCUCGGACCUGAAUACCCCUACUAUAACAAUCUCAAAUUUAGUGGGUUCAAGGAAAGUAGUCAGGGUGGUAUCAAAUGUAGGGGAAGAAUCUGAGACCUACACUGUCACUGUGAGGCCACCAAUGGGUGUGAGAGUCAAGGUUUCGCCAAAAAGCUUUACUGUUAGUCACAAUGCUACACGGCAGCUGAAGAUCGUGCUCGAAGCAACAGAUGCAACUAAUAACUACAGCUUUGGUGAGAUGUUACUGCGAGGAGACAAAGGCCAUCUAGCUCGAGUUCCAAUCACCGUGCUUGUAAGCAGUGUACUUGGUAACGGGUCUUAAAGUCCUCGUCAUUAGCUCAUCAUAGAACUAGAAUAAGAAAACUAGGCUAAUAGUAUUUCUUUCAAUCAUAUAGAGAAUUUUAUUUUGCCUCAAGGAUUUGGUAUUUUGGUUGCUCUUUAAAUUUUAUGAGUAAUUUUUUUUAGCUAAUCAUUGGUUAAAGCCCACUUGGUGCUCGAUCCUGUAUCUUAAAAUUCUUGUAUACACAUUUCUGGAAAAGGAUAAAAGAAGUUAGCAAAUGACAUAUUUCUAUUUGAACAAGAAGAACGUGAUCUAACGAUUACAUAAUCAUUACAUUUGGGUGCA